Molecule: messenger RNA, 1209 nt
Organism: Eimeria necatrix
Lineage: Eukaryota; Apicomplexa; Conoidasida; Eucoccidiorida; Eimeriidae
Product: SCO1/SenC domain-containing protein, putative
Exons: 7
Coding region: 1-1209 (402 amino acids)
Biological process (GO): mitochondrial respiratory chain complex IV assembly
Source: RefSeq, a predicted model, not a curated record
AUGAGCAACAGCAGAAGCACAGCAGCCCUGCUGCUGCUGCGGCAGCAGCUGCAGCAGCAGCUGCAGCAGCAUGUGUCUCUACAGACCGCGCUGCAGCGGAGGAUCGUGUACCCCCUUGUCGCGACGGGGUGCCUGCACAGCAGCAGCAGCAGCUGCAGCAGCAGCAGCAGCAGCUACAGCAGCAGCAGCCGCUGCUGCAGCAGCUACUGCAGCAGCAGCUGCGCCAGGCCCUUCCCCUGCAGCAGCUUCCGGCAGCUGCAGCAGCAAAGUCUGUGGGGCGUUUGCAGCAGCAGCUCUUUUUCAACAAGCCUUAGGCCUCCGAGCACAGGGGACUCACAAAACCAGCAGCAGCAGCAGCAGCAACAGCAACAGCAGCAGCAGCAAGAGCAAGAGAAGCAGCAGCAGCAACCACAGCAAGAGCAGCAGCAACAGGACCAUGUCCAGCUGCAUUCCCAAGAAUAUGCGCGCCAAGGCACUGCAGCAACCGACGUUCCAGCAGCAGCAGCAGCAGCAGCAGCAGCAAUUGAUGCUGCAGCAAAGACAGCAGCAGCAGCAGCUGCUGCUGCUGCCCGGCCAGACCUGAGUGCUUUGCGGUACCCCAGUGUCGAGGCUGCAGCAGCACGCGCAGCCCAGCGCCACGAGUUGGAAGCAGCAGCAGCAGCAGCAGCAGCAGCAGCAGCAGCAGCAGCAGAAGCUCCCCCCAGAGCUUCUCUGCCUCCUUCGUCUCCUCGCCUCGUCACAUGGAGAGUGUCUCUUCUCUGCAGCGCAGCAUGCGCUGCGAUAACGGCGCUUUUGUUUUAUCAGAUGGAGCGAAAGAAGAGGCAAAAGGCAGACAAAGAGCACGGAGAAGUCGUGCAGCCCAUCUUCAUAACAGUGGACCCUGCAAGAGACACUGUGGCCCAAGUUGCUGCUUACUGCAAAGAGUUCCACCCCAGGCUUGUCGGACUGACGGGCACCCCGGGCCAAAUAAAAGACGUGACGCGCAAGUUUAGGGUUUAUUUCAACGAGACAGCGAAGACAGGAGAUGAGGAGUAUCUCGUGGACCAUUCUAUCAUACAGUACUUCAUGGGCCUCGACGGGUCUUUCAAGGAUUUCUUUGGCCAAAAUAUGACAGCACGAGAAAUCGCGCAAAAGAUUUCAAGACAUAUAAAAGAAGACAAGCUCAAGAAGAAAGAGAAGAAACGGGCAGCUGAGGCUGAUGAGGACUAA